AACAUCAUCAUCAUCAUCACAGCGCUCUAUGAAUGCCUCAAGACUAAACCGUGGAAAGAAAUUGCUGGAUCUGUUCUGGGAUUCUUUGAGUUCGGCUACGACCCCCUCAGUCUCUGGCGUCCGGUAGUGGAAGCGGACUUCGGGCAGGAGCGGUUCCUGAUAGAAGAUCCAAUGCUCUCCAUACGAGAGGGCAGGAUGCACGCAGUUCCAUUCAUCGUCAGCCAGACUACGGGAGAAUUCUUCUGGAAAGCUUUUACCGUCCUAAAUAAUCAAACGCUCUUCGAUACGAUGAACAGCGAAUGGGACCGAAUAGCUCCGAUCUCAUUCACACUUCCUCGUAACGAGACCAGCGGCAGACUGGCUACGCUGAGGAAGGCAUACUUCGGAGACAGUCCACUAAGAAACGACACGGCGACGGCUGACGGCUUGGGGAAACUGUAUGGAGACGCCAUUACUGCGUUCCCUGUACAUAGGAUGGCGAACCUGAUGUGCCGUCACUCGUCUCACCCGGUGUACUACACGGAGUUCGCGUACGUUGGCAAUCGCAGUCACUACGAGGAUCCAAUCACCAAGAAACCAGUCCGCGCAGCACAUCACGACGAUCUGAUUUACUUGUUCACGCUGAGCUACCGCUUCCCAACGAUAGAUGUCGCUGACACAGAAGACUCCAAGAUGGUGGAUAAGAUGACGGCGAUCUGGUAUAACUUCGCUAGAUAUGGUGACCCGAAUCCUCGAGGCGACACAGGAGAGCUGACCUCUUUGUCCUGGCCAGCCAUGACGCCUGACAACAGGACCUACUUGCGAGUCGCCAGCGAGUUUACUGUCAAACAGAACCUUUAUGAAAACAGAUUUGAUGUUUGGGACAAACUGUACCCUAUACAGUAUUGAUACUAUACGUUAAAAUAUAAAAUUAAAGUGAUUAUU
Spodoptera litura is the source of this 924-nucleotide messenger RNA. RefSeq names its product esterase E4-like. The record is from RefSeq and is a predicted model, not a curated record. NCBI's taxonomy places the organism in Eukaryota, Metazoa, Arthropoda, Insecta, Lepidoptera, Noctuidae.